Trichoderma asperellum CBS 433.97 is the source of this 348-nucleotide messenger RNA. Lineage: Eukaryota; Fungi; Ascomycota; Sordariomycetes; Hypocreales; Hypocreaceae. The record is from RefSeq and is a predicted model, not a curated record.
CUCUCGUUGGCCGCAACAAAUGGGCAUUAUCCUGCUGCCAACCUUUUGAUUCGCUAUGGGGCGGAUGUCCAUAUGACUACCAACGCGGGCUGGACACCGCUCAUGAUGGCCUCAGAUAACGGCCACGCCGAAGUUGCAAAGCUCCUCAUCGACCAAGGCGCUGAUAUAGAGGCCAAGAGCGAAACUGGAUGGACAGCCCUUGUGUGUGCCGCCGAUGGCCGUCACUUGUACGCUGCUAAAGUCCUCCUGGGCCACGGCGCCAGUCUCAUGGCCACAACUCUUGCUGGGUGGACUCCGAGCAUCAGAGCAGCUCAUUCCGGGGGGCUUCGGCUUUUGGAGCUCUUUCUU